Molecule: messenger RNA, 841 nt
Organism: Sesamum indicum (sesame)
Lineage: Eukaryota; Viridiplantae; Streptophyta; Magnoliopsida; Lamiales; Pedaliaceae
Product: bZIP transcription factor 53
Biological process (GO): positive regulation of DNA-templated transcription
Cellular component (GO): nucleus
Molecular function (GO): DNA-binding transcription factor activity; transcription cis-regulatory region binding
Source: RefSeq, a predicted model, not a curated record
CCUACUCUUCCCUUUUCCCCUUCUCUCCUCUCCCCCUCCCAGAAAGCGGUUUUCCGGCCAUGUUGUCCACAUCCCCCGCCGUCCUCUUCUCCGACUCCUCCCAGUUCCCCCCUUUUGCCGGCGGUUUUCCCCCUUGGGUUUCCCAUGAACCUCCGUUCCUCUUUCACCCACCUCUCCAAGACCAAGAACCGGUCAGUUCUAACAACUCCGGUUCGGAAACAUCCAAGCCCCCACCCGCGAUUCCCAACUCCAGUUCGGAUGAACCCAAUCCUAAACCCUUAGGCUCCAUCAUAGAUGAGCGGAAACGUAGGCGCAUGAUAUCGAACCGGGAAUCGGCACGUCGUUCCCGCAUGCGAAAACAAAAGCAUUUGGAGAACUUGAGGACCCAAUUGAACCGGCUGAGGACCGUAAACGGGGAGCUAACCAACCGUGUUCGAUGGGUGGUGCAUCAAGACCAGUUGGUCCGCCGUCAAAAUGAGCACCUCCGGUCGGAGGCGGUGGUGCUCCGGCAAAGACUGUGGGACAUACGCCAAGUGUUGCUCGUCCGGCAGCUUCAUCAGCAGCUGAAUCCGUCGCCUGCAUGGCCAUGCAAUAACUUUACGUCUACUAAUGAAGGACAAUUAAUUACGCACCAGUCCUUAAUUACGUGACUUAAUUAAUCACUAAAAUUAGGUAAUCGAGAAUUGUUGAAUGUAAUUAAAUUAGAGGAAGAAAUUAGGAAGGAAUUUUGGGGUUGAUUUUAAAGGAAUGGGUUGUGAAAUUAUUGUAAUUAAGGAGUCUUAAUUAAAGUAUGAUUGGCUUUGCUUAAUUAUUUUUAUAUAAUUAAUUGAAAGCCUUCAAA